GGUGAAGAAGCCAAGACGCAGAAAGGCCAAGCCCCUUGCCUUGGGUCACACAGCCAAAGGAGGCAGAGCCAGAACUCACAACCAGGUCUGUGUCCCCUAAGUCCUCGGAUGCAUCGUCCCUGCCCCGCUGCCCUCCUGGGAGAUUGUGGGAGAGAAGUAGGGGUACAGGCAGUGCUGGGUGUCCGGGGAGAAGGCUGCAGUGAGCAGACCCAGCCAUCCCUGAAGGAGGGGCCCCGGGACAGCAAACCCUUCCCUGGAAACAGUUUAAAAACACCGACCUGUUGGAGACAGAGAUGCUGAGGAACGAGCAUGGUUGGGGCCAAGGGAAACACCAAGACAGAGAGGGGAGAGCGGUUCCUCACUGCAACUCCCUCCAGGAAUAUUGCCCCCACCACUCUCACCAGUGCUAGGUGUAGGGGAUCUUGCAGGCUCAGCUACGUGACUUAGCCUGUCUGUGCCUCAGUUUCCACAUCUGUGCCAUGAGGUUAAGCAUGUACCUACCUCUCAGGAUUGCCGAGAAGAUAAGAUGUUUGGUGUACAGGCUUAGCCCCCUGGCACCAGGUUACUACCAAAAGCUCAUGGUUCCAGUGCCUGCUCCACCCUCCCUCGCGCCCCUCUGAGGGUAAUUCUCUGUCCUUGGCGCCUUUAACUUCAGGUUGUUCAGGGCUAUCUGAGAUCUGCAGGAUUUCCGGACAGCCCCACCAGCAACUAGGAGCUGCUUGAGUAAGACCAAGAUCCAGAGGCAACAGGGACAUGGCCACCUGGGACGAGAAGGCAGUCACCCGCAGGGCCAAGGUGGCUCCCGCUGAGAGGAUGAGCAAGUUCUUAAAGCACUUCACGGUCGUAGGGGACGACUACCACGCCUGGAACAUCAACUACAAGAAAUGGGAGAAUGAAGAGGACGAGGAGGAGGAGGAGCAGCCGCCACCCACACCAGCCUCAGGAGAGGAAGGCAGAGCUGCAGGCCCUGACACUGCCCCCGCCCCUGGCCCCGCGCCCAGGGCCCCCCUUGACUUCAGGGGCACGUUGAGGAAACUGUUCAUCUCCCACAGGUUUCAGGUCAUCAUCAUCUGCUUGGUGGUUCUGGACGCCCUCCUGGUGCUUGCUGAGCUCAUCCUGGACCUGAAGAUCAUCCAGCCCGACAAGAAUAACUAUGCCGCCAUGAUAUUCCACUACAUGAGCAUCACCAUCUUGGUCUUUUUUAUGAUGGAGAUUACCUUUAAAUUAUUUGUCUUCCGCCUGGAGUUCUUUCACCACAAGUUUGAGAUCCUGGAUGCCGUCGUGGUGGUGGUCUCAUUCGUCCUCGACGUUGUCCUCCUGUUCCAGGAGCACGAGUUUGAGGCUCUGGGCCUGCUGAUUCUGCUUCGGCUGUGGCGGGUGGCCCGGAUCAUCAACGGGAUUAUCAUCUCAGUUAAGACACGUUCAGAACGGCAACUCUUAAGGUUAAAACAGAUGAAUGUACAAUUGGCCGCCAAGAUUCAACACCUUGAGUUCAGCUGCUCUGAGAAGGAACAAGAAAUUGAAAGACUUAACAAGCUAUUGCGACAGCAUGGACUUCUUGGUGAAGUGAACUAGACCCAGACCAGCUCCCCGCAGAGAAGACACUGCCUCAUGGGCCUGUGCUGUCAUGUGAGGAACAGCUGCCCCUCCUGGGCCACCUGGUGAGAGGUUUGGUUUGAUGCCUCUGCCUCCCUCCUGCCAGCAUGGAUUCUGGGUGGACACAGCCUUGUGGAAGGUCCAGUACCACCAAGAGCUGCCCAUCCAUUCCCACCCCACACUGUGUCAAAGGUAUCACAUUUUCUCAUGUUGAACACUUUAGCCUUGCUUGAAAAUGAGCAACAAAGCUGGACAAUUUCUAGUUGUAUAUAAAAUUUAGUCGCAUCGAAUGUACAGUUUUCAAAUUUCACAUGUAUAUUAAGGAAUUGAUGCAUCCUUUCAUAUGAGCAUUCUGAAAGAAA
This is a messenger RNA of Mandrillus leucophaeus (drill), 1958 nucleotides long. It is a transcript of the gene HVCN1, whose product is annotated as hydrogen voltage gated channel 1. Gene Ontology annotation, biological process: proton transmembrane transport. The coding region runs from base 754 to 1575 and encodes 273 amino acids. Gene Ontology annotation, molecular function: voltage-gated proton channel activity. Gene Ontology annotation, cellular component: plasma membrane. The transcript has 7 exons. NCBI's taxonomy places the organism in Eukaryota, Metazoa, Chordata, Mammalia, Primates, Cercopithecidae. The record is from RefSeq and is a predicted model, not a curated record.